UUUUGCGGGAUACAAAAACCGCACGUUAUAUGCAUCACACAUAAGGCUAGCCUAAACAAUCCGUGAGUCUAGAUAGGAAAGAUGGCAUCCAGGUGGUUCCCAUAUCUGCAUUGUUGUGACGUGUAUACUUUUCUGUGUGUUCUUAGAAAAAAUGGAUCGUUUUAUUUAGAUCUGCAAUAUAUGGACAAAAUUACAGAACUCAUUGAGACGCGGGGAUUUAAAUGGAUAACUUUGAAUCCGCAACAGUAAAUUAGGCUACGCAUAGAAACGCGUAAUCAAAUAUUCUAGAACGUUCAGAACAAAGAACUUAAAGCAGGAUAAUCAAUAUGGAAAUACUGAAGCCAGAAUGACGAGUUACGUAGAUGGCCUAGUUUGGUACGAUUCCCAGUCCUACAUUUAUUUUCAUUUGCUUUGGAGCUGGUUGUGUAAAUUCUAAGCGGGGCGUUCUGAAGCCAUUACUUCCGCUUUGUUGUCACUCCCCUACUCCGUUCAUUCGAGGCUGUUGGGUAUUGUCAUCUAGCUACGUUGUUACAAGCAAUAGCAACAUUGCAGCGUUGAUCGACGGUAGUUGGCGAUGGCGGUUGAAGGGGGAAGCAUGUCUUCCCGUGUGAAGUAUGGUACCGUCGUGUCUCUCGUGGUAGUUGUGUUUGCGUACUGGUACCGAUCGCCUGUUCAAGAUGCACACUUGGACGAGAGGCUGGACAACGUUUUGUCUUCCCUGCUCAGAGCUGAACGCAAAGCGGACAUCAAUGGCUUUACAAGACCCAGGGUGGCCAUAGGGUUCGGGGGCUGUGUGGACAUCAUCGUGGACGGCGUGGCACUGCUGAACAAAAUCGGCCUGCAGCCUAGAGCCCAGCCUCUUCACCAUGACUACAUCCAGAAUGCCGACCAGCUGGCCCAGAGCUUCGCCUACUUCUUCCCCCCGGGAGCUGCCUCAGAGAGGUUUGUGGUGAACGAGACCCUCUUCAGUCAGCUGGUCGAGGCCUCCCGGGAGCUUCCUGACAACCGUUGGUCGGUUGGGGGAAACGCGCCCGUCAUGGCGGGUCGCAUGGCGGAGGAGGGGUGCGACGUGCUCCUGGGAGGAAACUUCAGCCCCGACUUCACUGACGUCCUCUCCCAACACAUCACGGUGGUAGGUAAGACAGUGGAGGAGCCAGACAUCCACCUGAUUCUGGAGUACCCUGCAGGGGCCACCUGGGGCCAGUACACCUCUCGCAGGGCCAACAGGUACAUUGUGCACAGCGACGAUCACAAUCCAUACUUGGCAUCCAUAGAGGAAUUUGAGAGGGAGCUGCAGGGCUUCAAGCCUGACCUGGUGGUGGUUGGUGGCCUCCAGAUGAUGGACAACUUCCCUUUUAAACAAGGUGAGCGCGAGGCCCUGCUGGGCCGCCUGGGGGGCCUGCUGUCCUCGGUUGAUCUGGAGACGGGGGUGCAUUUCGAGAUGGCCAGCUUCGUGGACUCGGACCUGCUGGGCGACCUGCAGGAGCUGGUGCUCCCGUGGGCCGACUCGCUGGGCAUGAACGAGCAGGAGCUGCCCAACCUGCUGAGCCUGCUGCGGGGCAGCACCGUGACCGUGCUGUCCGACCCCAACCCGCGCGUGGCCACCGUCCUGGACCAGAUGCGCGAGCUCUACCGCCUGGUCAACGAGCGGCACCGCGGGUCCGGCCGGGGCCGGCGGCUCACCCGCCUGCACGUGCACACCCUGGCCUUCCAGGCCCUGGCGGUGGCCCGCGGCUCCCGCUGGAAGAACACCAUGUCGGCCACGGCCAAGGCCUCGCUCACCGCCAACCGGCACGUGUGCGGGUCGCCCGACAUCGACCCGGACAAGGCCAAGCUCAUCAUGGACGAGUCGUUCUCCGUCAGCCGCCGGGAGGGCAGCCAGCGCAUCCACCUGCGGGACACCCGGCCCGUGUCCUGCUGGGACGAGGACGACUACCAGAUCUGCGUGGCGCCGGUGCUGGUGUGCACCGACGUCCACCAGACCGCCGGCGGGGGGGACAACAUCUCGGCCGCCGGCCUGGUGCUGCAGAUCUGACGGCCGCAGUGGCCGCCCCGCCCCUCAGGAGGGCGCCAAAGGGACCAGCGAACUCCACGCGGCCUGGAUACCCUUAGGGGGCGAUCUGCCCCGCUGAAGAGACCAACUAAUGUGAAGAUUUUUUUUUUUUCCUUUUUUUGUUUUGUUUUUGUUUUCCGCUGCCCUUUUUUGUUUUAGUGUUUUUUCAGGGAUUCCUCGUGCAAUACGAAAACAGGGUGGCCUGACGCGGUGCUGAAGCGCAGGCCUUUCCACUUUUCACAUUUCCAUUUACUUUCACACCUUUUGUUUUUCCUUUUGUGGCCUCUUGAAGUUGUGUGUCUGUAGUUCUUUGUUGUUGUUGUUGUCUUACUUCUGCCGUCUUUCAACUGUUUUCACCUAAACCCCGUAACCACUUACUCAGAAAUGAACGGGAUGUAAGCUGUAUACUAAUAACAUAUUCAGUUGCUGGAGUCACACUUUUGAUUUUUUUUUCUGUCUCCACAAGAGUGUCGUGCACAGCACCAUCAGAGUAUGGAUGACAGUGGGUAAAUGUAAGGUUAUGACCAUAUACGUUUCACCUCUUACCUGAAAACCCCAACCAAUGCAAGUUUACAACCUGAUAUUUCUGAAGGCACAAUAUUCUCACUACACUCUUUAUUUUCUCUUGGAUUGCUUACUUCUGGGCCAUAUGAUAUUCUGACCUCUACACAUCAACCUGGUUACAGCAGAUGGACCAGGGUCAUCUCCCGUUUCCAUGUGAAGAAUCUUGGCUGGCUAUAAAAAAUAAAAAAACCUUUGACUUCUGUGCUUGUAAAUAAGUAGGAAUGCAGGGCUUCGGGAUCAAUUUGAAGUGAUAGCUAAAAUUGCUAAAUACAAUUUGUUUGGCUUUUACCCCCUGAAGAGGUUUAUUCUUCAGUAUUUAUGAAGUAAAUAUUGUAUUGGGAAUGCUGUCACCAUGUAGUCAUUGUAUUUACAAGAGAAGAAAAUGAGUUCUUCUAAAAUUCAGUUGAGGCAGAAGUGCAGGGAUUCAUAUUGACAAGCUGGAAUAUUAACAGAUGGUUCAUCUCAUUUUAAACUGUUUUUUUUAUCAAUUAAAUCAUAUUUUUAAUUUACAGCAUUAAUAGUCCCUUUUAGCCUUCCCUAGUAUCUCCACCAGAUAUUUUGUUUGUAGGGUGUGGAAAAGCAACUGAAAAAUUUGACUCAAAAUUUGGAUGCAUGGCAAUUUUGCCAAGGUCACUGGUUGACAGGGCAUAUCCCAUACCCAAGCACAGAGAGUCAAGGAAUAUUUAUCCUGAAUUGUGAAGGUAAAGACAGUAUUUUUAACCAUUGUUGAAGAAGCUUUUGAUACCCCCUGUAGACUCAGGGAGGAAAAUGACUAUAAGUUAAGCAUACGCAAGCUCACCUUGUGCUGUGAAGAAGUAAGUAGUCUCCAAGAUUUUGCCAGUUCUGGCCAGCCUGUAGCCAUUGGAUUGAUGUGUAGAGGCCUUUUCGAAGAAGGAUUUGUGUUGUUUUAAUUUGUUCAGUAUGAUGAAUUGCCUAUUUUAAGUUGCUGGAUUUCCUGGGGUAGGCUGUACUCACAAUUUUUGUGCUGAAAUACAAAAAAUUUCAUGCGGUAAUCAACAGUCCAAUGAUGUGUUUGUAUUAUAUACAAUGUAGAGGGAAAAUACUUUGAUUUUAGUGACUGUGUUAAUUCCUGUGGAAAUCCCCAGGAAAAAGAAAACACAUUUCAAUAACUGCAGGGGAAGUGACCAAAUUCAAUAAACUUACCCGGGGGUGAUGACCAA
Messenger RNA from Anguilla rostrata (American eel), 3798 nucleotides. RefSeq names its product ADP-dependent glucokinase 2 (gene adpgk2). The transcript has 6 exons. Gene Ontology annotation, biological process: glucose metabolic process. Gene Ontology annotation, cellular component: endoplasmic reticulum. NCBI's taxonomy places the organism in Eukaryota, Metazoa, Chordata, Actinopteri, Anguilliformes, Anguillidae. The record is from RefSeq and is a predicted model, not a curated record. The coding region runs from base 575 to 2035 and encodes 486 amino acids. Gene Ontology annotation, molecular function: ADP-specific glucokinase activity.